Messenger RNA from Kogia breviceps (pygmy sperm whale), 2242 nucleotides. It is a transcript of the gene HSD17B7, whose product is annotated as hydroxysteroid 17-beta dehydrogenase 7. Lineage: Eukaryota; Metazoa; Chordata; Mammalia; Artiodactyla; Physeteridae. Gene Ontology annotation, biological process: cholesterol biosynthetic process. The record is from RefSeq and is a predicted model, not a curated record. Gene Ontology annotation, cellular component: endoplasmic reticulum membrane. Gene Ontology annotation, molecular function: estradiol 17-beta-dehydrogenase [NAD(P)+] activity; 3-beta-hydroxysteroid 3-dehydrogenase (NADP+) activity; 5-alpha-androstane-3-beta,17-beta-diol dehydrogenase (NADP+) activity.
CUGCUUCAGGGUGCGUGGUGAUAGGGUGCGCGACCAUGCGGAAAGUGGUUUUGAUCACCGGGGCGAGCAGUGGCGUUGGCCUAGCCCUCUGCAGGCGGUUGCUGGAGGAAGACCAUGAGCUUCACCUGUGCUUGGCGUGCAGGAACAUGAGCAAAGCGGAAGCCGUCCGCACUGCUCUGCUGGCCUCCCACCCCACUGCCGAGGUCUCCACCGUGCAGGUGGAUGUCAGCAGCCUGCCUUCAGUGUUCCAGGCCUCCAAGGAGCUCAAGCAAAGGUUUCAGAGAUUUGACUAUGUAUAUCUAAAUGCUGGGAUCAUGCCUAAUCCACAGCUAAAUAUCAAAGCACUUUUCUGUGGCCUCUUUUCAAGAAAAGCGAUUCAUAUAUUCUCCACAGCUGAAGGAGUGCUGACCCAGAGUGAAAAGAUUACUGCCGAUGGCCUCCAGGAGGUGUUUGAAACCAAUGUCUUUGGCCACUUUAUCCUGAUUCGGGAACUGGAAUCUCUCCUGUGUCAUAGUGACAGUCCAUCUCAGCUCAUCUGGACAUCAUCUCGUAAUGCAGUGAAAUCUAAUUUCAGCCUUGAGGACAUCCAGCACAGCAAAGGCCAGGAGCCCUACAGCUCUUCCAAAUAUGCUAUCGACCUUCUGAGUGUGGCUUUGAACAGGAACUUCAACCAGCGGGGUCUGUAUUCCAGUGUAGCGUGCCCAGGUACGGUGUUGACCAAUUUGACAUAUGGAAUUAUACCUCCCUUUGUGUGGACACUGAUCAUGCCAAUCAUAUGGCUGUUACGCUUUUUUGCAAAUGCUUUCACGUUGACACCAUACAAUGGAGCAGAAGCACUGGUCUGGCUUUUCCACCAAAAGCCCGAGUCUCUCAAUCCUCUGGUGAAAUAUCUGAGUGCCACCACUGGCUUUGGAAGCAAUUACGUAACGUCCGAAAAGAUAGACCUAGAUGAAGACACUGCUGAAAAAUUUUACCAAAACUUACUGGAAUUGGAGAAGGAUAUUAGGGUCACCAUGCAAAAAACCAAAAACCAGAGCUGAAAAUGGUGCUCUCUGAGCACCAUUUUCAUGCCUUCUGUGGAUUCUGGAGCACGUGGGUUUCUACUGAGUUGGAUGAUGUGCAUUUGUGGUAAACUGUGAGCUCUGAUUGUCUCUUUGUUUCAGAAUUACCUCUAUGACUGUGCAUGUGUUUGUGCACGUGAGAAAAAGAUUGUUAAAUAUCAUAUAUUCUUAAGAAUGGUGUUAUAUCAAAAUUGUGCUAGUCACAAUUUGUUUAUUCUGCGAACUGCAGCCCAAGCUACACUUCAUAGGAUGAGGUGUAGACUUGAAUAAUCAUGACACAGACACACACUGGUUCUCCUUUUCACCUGCCCCAGCAGGAGGAAAUACUGCCCAUUCUCUGAGUGACCAUCUUAGCCUUGUUCCUUUUGAGUAGUUUUCCUAGGUCUUGUACCUUAUUUCUUCUUCCACAUGCUGCUUUUACCAAUCCUAAUACAGAUUCCUGUGUAAUUAAUCACAGUAACAAAAGUAUAUGUAUUGGGGCCACUUGAAUUAUUUGUUUCUUAUUUUAAAAAUGUCUUUUAUUGAGAUUGAUUUAGUCCAUGUUAAUAGUGGGCCUGACCUUUAACACAAUUUGCAAAUUUGUUUAUUACUGACCCACUUGUUUUCAUGACAUUUUAGUGGAUGUAAUCUUGCAGCAAAAAUGAUUUAUUCAGAUUGUUUCAAUGAAAUUUUCCAAUUGAAUAAUUACUGGUGGAAUGUCUCCUGGUAUCAGUAGUAGUCGAAAGUGGUUAGGACUUAGUUUACAUGAUAUGAGACAAAAUGCUAAGAUGCCUAGAUGUUUCAACCAACACCUGUAAUAUAACAGUUACAGUUUGAAUGAGUUAAUGUGAAAAAUUAUAUGUAAAUAGAAUUUCUUUACAUUUUAAAGUAUGGAUUUUUGGUUAUACUUUAAGUUUGUUGCUAAAGAUAUUUUUAAUAACAAUAAACCUGAAAAUGAGGGCUGAACACUCCACUGUCUUCAAGAAAGAAGGGUAAAGUUAAGAAGGGUAAAGUUGGAGAGCUGAAAGCAGAGCUAGUUUUUGAUCUUCUGUUCACUCGCUGUUAAUUGGGAAGAAAGACUGUUAUGGAUCUCAAACUCUUCAUCUGUGAAGGAAUUAUCUUUCUACUUCCUCUGUUCAUGGGUAUGAAGUGAGAAUUAAAUGCAAUAAUAUAUGUGAAUGAAUAAAGAGCAUUUUUUGAGA